AUGACAGUGAGGACGAGGAGGAUAUUGAUUCGUUGCUCGAAAAGCCAGUGGAGGAAGCGAAUGUUGGUAGCGUGAUUUUGCCGGAAGGUGGCGAGAAACGGCAAAAACGAGUGCUGAAACAUCGCGUAACAACGCCGUUUGAAUGUUUGCCUGAAGGAUGGGUGGAAGUGACGCAUUGCAGUGGUCUUCCCGUCUAUGUGGAGCGAAAAUCACGGGUAUGUACUUUUUCACGUCCAUACUGUAUUGGAAGAGGCAGUGCGCGAAAUCACGCUGUGCCUGUUUCGGCAAUCCCCUGCCUACAUCAAAAACGGGUACGAAAAGAAAUGGAAGAAGCCGCUGCGGCGCAGGCUGAUCGAGUCAAGAAUGCGGCCGAAGGUGGAGCAAACUCGGCUGAAGAUAUUAUCGCUCGAAUCCAUGCUCCUCCGGUCAAAGUUCAGUCCGUUCAAGAUUACAAGAAGGAGCAGCUGGACGGAGAUGCGUUAUAUGAAUAUGCCAAAAAUAACUUUCAAUUCACUUAUGUCCCGACAGUUCGCUUUAAUAAAUGGUCUGCAACCCGUGAUUUUCAUCGGCAACGUAAACUUGCCCAGGCAGAACGAAUGGGAAAAACGUCGGCAGCCAUUGAAGUUUCACUUGACCGUCCAUCACUCUCUUCGAAUGUGAAGCUAAUUACUGUGCCAUCAAUGGAAGCAAAUCAGAAGCCACAGCAUCGUAGCUUUUUCCUCAAUCCACAGGGCAAAACGUCGGUCAGCGUAUUGCAUGAAUAUGUGCAAAAAGUGCUAAAAAGCACGAUAAAUUAUGUUUUCUCAGAAACAAGGAACUCAGCAAUGCCUUUUGUUUGUUCGGCUCGUCUAAAAAUCAAUCAGAACAACAGAGUGCUGUAUGCAUCAAGUGUCCGAGAGAAGCUGAUGCUUCUACAGGAAAAACAAAUGCGCGAACAGCGUUUGCGGGAAAACGGCGAGGAACCUAAUGAAGGUGCUUUAAAAGUUACAUCAUUAAAUCAAAAUGAUGGUGCUGAAGAUGAGGAACAGAAAGCGGAAGACGAUUCAGUGGAACUUUUCGAUAUGAUUGAAAUCGAAGAUUCGAGAGUUUAUGAAAUAUCUGCAAGAGCUGGGCAGCCAUCGCCAUAUCUGCUACUUCAGGAAUGUUUGAAGCAGAAUGCAGCAUUUGGAGAUACGGAGAUAAAGCUGCAUUCCAGUCGUGUGAAACAUCAGCGCCACCAGUUCGAUAUGGAAGUUGGCAAACAUCGUGUCUCGGUGAUAUGCACAAAUAAACGCGAAGGAAAGCAGAAAACAUCACAAGCAAUGCUCAAAAAACUUCAUCCCAAUUUGAACACAUGGGGCUCUCUGCUACGUCUUUAUGGCCAUGAAACACAACAAAAGCAACAGGAAGCUCGAAAGAGUCGACAUAGCAUCAUCAAGUUGCAAGGUGCCUACUUUUUGACUUUUUUUUCAUUGUUUUUCCAAAUUAACCCAUUUUGUCGAUGUCAGUGCAGUGGGCAAAGAUCUUAUCCUUCCAUAUCUUGCUGCUAG
This is a messenger RNA of Gongylonema pulchrum, 1529 nucleotides long. Lineage: Eukaryota; Metazoa; Nematoda; Chromadorea; Rhabditida; Gongylonematidae. The record is from the annotation of a GenBank genome assembly.